CAUUGUUUCCUGUUUGUCUGCGCUGAAUUCCUAGAAGUUCUACAGCAGAACGGGCAAGAAAUUCAUCGUAAAAUACGCUCAAUUGAAGAAAUAUUCCCCAACUUUAAGCCUGUUAAAGACUUCUUCUGAAGUGCUAGCGCUCUCAUUUUGCGCCGAGAAAGAUAAAGCGUACCAAAUCGCAAGCUGCAUAUCAUCUGGUGAGAUGGCUGCAUGUGCUGUGAAAGCAGUAGCUCCAGUAUGGGAGGGCAAGCUGAAGAAUAAACGGUACAGAAACUGGUUGAAAGUUUGCUAUGCCCUGUCUAUCACAUGUGAAGGGGCCCAUCCUUAUGUCGAAAAGGAAAUAGCAAACUUCCAUGCCUCUUUGCUGACCAAACUUGUUGCUGCCCCAAUCUGUACAUGCCCACCUUUAGCACGUGCUGGUCAUACGAAGGGCUGCGUCUGGGCUCGUGAGCUAACUGGUCAUCAUCGCAGGGGUAAGCCCUUAUGGCAACAGAGCGACUCUACUAAAUGGACCGAUCCAGUCCAUGGUCAAUGGGAGGUAGCCAAGCUGUACAUGCCCUCACUAGGUGUGCAUGUGGCUGCAUGUGUCAACGCGGCGACCACAGAUCCCACUGGACUCUUGAACCUCUUAUAUUGGUGUGAUGUAUUUAAGGUUCAGCAAGUCCUUGUUGACGCAGUUCGCAUUACUCGUAAUAACUGCAUGCAUGCACCAAGUCAAGAACUACAAGACGUCCAAGUGCAGGAUGCUUUUACAUCUUUAAAAAAUUUUCUUCAGGAUCCUGAGUUACAACCUGACCCAAUUGCACAGCAUGCUCUAUUGAAAAUCCAAAAGCUGGAAACGGACGAUAUGAUAAGCUUUGAUGAGAUAGAGCUAAAAGUUCUCAAAGAUUUGAUUUACUCAUCAAAAAAGGAUACUGAUGACAAGUUAAAUAAACUCAAUAAAGCUCAAGAGGAAACAGGACAAAAGCUUGAUGAACUCAGGCAUGAGGUUGAUUCAAAAGUAUGCAUGGGUGACGUAAAUAGUACAGACAGACAAAGAAAGAUCUUCAUGAGCCUUUCACGCGUCUUUCCAUUUUUACUGUCUUGUAUUUUGACAACGAUUAGUCAAGUAGCUCACAGCAACCUAUCCAAGAGGCUGUUGGCAUUCUGCCUGUUUAUGUGCCUUGCUUAUGUUCUUGACGAGGGCACUUCAGACAAAGGUUGUAACGCCAUACCCCAUCUAGUCAAACACCUACACCUCCAAGAGUUCGACUUCUUGGAUCAGCUGGCCUCCUCAAGGCACGACUUCACUGGUCGUCAGUGGCUACUGGGAAAACUGCUUAACACUAUGGACGAAAACAAGAUCAGUAAAGGCGUCAUAAUCACCGGAGAUCCAGGAUCGGGGAAAUCUUCCUUUGUGGCAAAUAUUAUUUGUUCUCAACUUUCUAAUAAUUCUAUGCAUAGUCACAUUCUUGGAUAUCAUAUGUGCAUUCAAUCCCAUCGGAACACCAAAGAUCCAGCCAAGUUAGUGCGAAAUCUGGCAGCCAUGAUCGCCUCAAGGAUUCAGGAAUAUUCGGAUCUAAUCUCGAGGGAUCCGUUUAUCCAGAAGACUUUAGAUACGUGUGAGCAUGACUCCCCGGGCUGUUUUGACACAGCUGUCCUUACUCCACUUCGCCAUUUAAAAGACUCUCCGCCUAAAGAAAUGUUUUUGAUUGUAGAUGCGUUGGAUGAGUGCGUCACGAGCAACGCAAAACAAAAUGAUAUUGCAGAUCUUUUUAGUAAGAAGAUGGAUCGUAUCCCCUUCUGGGUUAAAGUAAUUUUCACAUCUCAAAAUGUUCCUAUGGUUUUACAAGAAUUUUCUCAGUUACCUAUUAUUGAAAUAAAAAAGGAUGAUCCGAGAAACUUGCGCGACAUUGAAGAAUACGUGGCACGAACACUUUAUGAACAGUCGUCAUACUUGUCACGCUUGAUGACAUAUCUUUCAAGUGACUUUCAACAUUCUAUCUCAUCUUUAGUCGAAUUAAGCGAAGGCAACUUUCUACUCAUCAAACUGGUCUUACAAUAUAGAGAGAUUGAGAGAGUACAAAUGAAAGAUCUUCCAAAAUCCAUCCAUGGAGUUUACCACGCCUAUUUCAAGCGUCAUUUUACAAAUGAGGAGUUCCGUGAAGUACGAAAAAUACUGGAAAUACUCAUAGCGACCUACGAGCCGUUACCUGUAAAAGAACUGUUUAAAAUUCUUCAAAAUUCAGAUGGCCUGGAUUACGAGUAUGACUUUGUCCCUAAAGUGAAAAAAAUGUCGAUGUUUCUCAGCUUUUCUGGAGCAGACCAAAAACUGAAGCUGUUUCACAGUACCCUUUCGGAAUGGUUGACCAGCAAUAUAACGUUUGGUGGACCUUUUUAUGUCAGUAAAACGAAAGGGCAUGAACACCUUGCAGAGUUUUACCUGACAAGGUUGAAUGACUCUGAGGCAAUAUUUGACUAUAAAUUUGGUUACAAUCUUGCAUGUCAUAUCUGUGAAAGUCAGCGCUCAAAACAAUACAAAGAGAUGUUUCUUAGUGUGGAUUCGAAGUUGGUGAAUUGCACAGAUGGUAAUACCAAUCUAACCGCAUUGCAUCUCGCUGCUAGUAGCUCGUCGAAUCCUGACGUUAUAGAACUUCUUGCGAGUCAUUUUGUGUCCAUGGACUCUCUUGACAGUAGCAGCCGUACUCCUGCAUUUAUAGCCGCAGUCUCUGGUCAUGACAAGGUAGUGGAAAGCCUAUGGGAAAAAGGAGCUAACCUUUUUUACGUUACAAGCCCACUUGACACUGAUAUUCAGCAGCGCUCCGAGAACCCCGUGAAAGACUGCAAACAAAUGAUGUGCGGUUACUCUUUGUUGCAUGCAGCAGCACAAGGAGGCCAUGAAGACACUGUCGAAUUGCUGUUGAGUCACAACCUAAGAUUAGACGCUGAGUCCGGCGCCGGUAAUACACCAAUGCAGAUAGCUGCUGAAAAUGGCCACGUGUCUGUCAUGAAGAUUUUGCACCGACACGGCGCAAAGUACGACGCUCGGCUUCUUCGUAGUGCUACCGCAGGAGGCCAUUAUUACACUGUCAAGUUUCUUCUCCAAGUCGGUGUUUUGGAUGAGUGUAUUCCGCGUGCUUAUUCCAUCUCUUCAAACUACAUGAAGCAGCCAAGUGGACAGAUAUUCGACGAUGAGUACCUUUGGAAGUGUGAGACAGCAUUGCAUAUUGCUUGUUCUAUGGAUCUGCCAGAAAUUGUUGGUUUGCUAGUGCACGGAAAUACUAGUGCCAUCAAUUGUCCUGACUACUUAGGAAUGCUUCCAAUUCACAAAGCUGUCGUCCACAAUAGCUACUCAUCACUGAAAAAGCUCCUAUGGGCAGGAGUGGGAUCGUCCUUGCGUUGUGACAAAGCAUACUUUGAUUACCCACGAAAAAGAGUUAACGACACUACGAUACAUUUGGAACCCUGUUGCUGUGCAUCUACUGCGCUUCACUUGGCAGCACGACAUGGUCUUAUCAAUAUUGUUCGACUUCUUGCUGAAAAUGGCGCCGACACAUCGGCUGUUGACGUCCAUGGAUCACAGCCGAUACACGUUGCCGCGUGUCAUGGCCGCGCUGCCGUCCUAUCGCUAUUUGUAAAUGUGUACAAGGUGGACGUUAAUAGUAGGGAUAUUCUAGGGCAGACACCAUUUAUCUACGCUGUAGAAUGUAAGGCGGAAAAUGUAUUCAAACGGCUUGUUCAUCUCGGUGCUGAUAUAUUCGCCGUCGAUAAGACUGGACGGUCGCCUAUCAUGUUAGACGCUCUUGAUGACCAAAAACUAAUCUUCAAGGACCCCUACGUGAGAAACCGAGCCGAUAUGGUUGAUUCAAAUUUAAAGGAAAAAUUAGACAGUCUCAUCGCCGAGGUAGUUCCGAAACAUUCACUGUCUUCAUCUAUACUGAAGAUUUAUCUAAAGGCAAAGAUAAAUGCAUCAAUCAUUCAGAGUGUGUUUGAAAUGAUGAGCGAAGAAGAGCUUUCAUUCCUGAGAAAGGGCAAGUUGGUGUCUUGUAAGUUAUUGGCAACCGACAUACCCUUGGCAUCUUCACCGAUUGUUCUUUUUUCCACCACGGCAAUGUUCAUUUCCCACGUGGAUAGCUUCAUAGCUUCCUUGAUUAAAGAUCGCAUGCGCAAGGAAGAGGUAAAUAAGACCGGUAUAAUACCUUAUGGGCGACGCCCUGCGUCCUCCACGUGCCGUAUGGGGAAUACGACACUGAACUGCUCUUUCCUCGUCUCUUCCGUCAGAAAAAACUACGUAUACGUGGCAGAUAGGCUUUUGAGUGCUGGUAUGGACGUGAACUGUCGCGCAGACGUGUCUGGGGACACUCCACUGCUCACCUACUUGCGCAAUGGCGGGCGCAACAUGGCCAAGGUACUAGCCAAGCAUAAGGUUAAGGCUGAGAUCAAAUGUGGGGAAUACUUUAAAGAUUCUGUUGUUCAUCUAUCAGCAUAUCACAAGUUACACUACCUGCAUUACCUUGACAUGUUUCAAGAAUCGGGCGAUGUUUUUCCUUUAAAAAAGGAUGAUAUGUUUGAUUACCUCCUUUUUGACUACGAAAGAAAUCUGGUCGAUGGCAAAAACGUCACAGUACAAGUUGGCGAUGGGCCUCUGAUUCGAGCGAUUAAGUCACACAAUCUACGUAAGGGCUAUAACGUUCUCAAUAAAUGCUUCGACAAUGAAGGAUUUUUGCCACUGCACCGGGCGGCCCAAGGAGGAAAUUUGUUGGCGGUAAAAAAAUUCCUGGAUAUGGGAGCUGACCUGAGCUUGGAAACAGAAGAUGGAAGAAGUGCUUUGUCCCUUGCAAUACAGUUCGCCGUUAAGUAUCGCCCACACAUGAAUUUUCACGAGCCGAGUAUCAUGACUGAUGUUGAAAUCUUUCUUGGAUCUGUUACAGCAAAAGAAAUCAUUACGCAGCAUAUUAAACAGCGAAAAAAAGAAAUUAAAAUAGGUUGCAAUCCGAAGUUUACAAGGCUCACUCUUUACCAUAUUGCUGCCUCAAGGGGGAUGUACCAUCUCAUCGUGUUGUUGUUAGAGCUACAAAAAACCUUGCCGCAGAUUAUCAGAGGGCUUGAUGAACACUGUGUUACUAAACAUGGUAUCACGCCUUAUUAUUUAGCUUUUUUAAAUGCGAAUGUGGAACACUCGUCUUGGAAGAAAACUUUAUCAGUGAUACAAAUGUAUAGCGCUGACAUGGCCUUAACUUACCGCCCAAAAGUUACAGCAAGAUACUUUUUAUUAUUCAAUACAUUAUUUAACACGUUUCCGGUUGAUAUGUUGAAAAUCUCAGCAAAUCCAUACGACUUGAAUUUCCUUUGUCGAUCGAAGCCUGAAACAUGUUCUGAAUAUUUGCCAAUUGUUCACUUCAAGCGUUCUCCUCGCGGUAGCUUACAAAAGCGGUUAUCAGAUAGCGCAUUUUCAUUAAUCCAAUUCUGGAAAGAGCUAAAGGAAUAUUUUGACAAAGAAAUUGAUUUUUUCACUAAAACAUGGAAGUUUAUGGUGCUUUUUUCUGGAAACUAUCGCUGUAUCAAAUCAAACAAUGCCAGGGAUAUUAAACGCCUAAUAAACAUCACGACCGACAAGCAAAAAAUACCCGAUAUGUGCACUGAACAGACAAGAACUCUAAUUGAAGACGUCACCAGGGAUUAUAAAAUUGAGAACAAAAACUUUCAAGACUACUAUAUGUCCUUCCUCGAGUUACUGGAAGAGGCAAAAAAUUUGGCAGACGAGGAGGAUAUUUCCGCUUUGAACAAGACAAUGUUGUGCCUUUGGCGUGACGGGACAAUGCGAUACAUUCGGCUUAGGUUCAUGGCGUACACUUUGGAUUUCAUGAAAAAACAGAUAGAGAAAAAUUGGAUAUUACCAAGUAUGGCACCAUUGAUGAAAAAGGACCUGCUUUCAAUUCAAACAAAUUUGACAGAGACCGAACUUCUUGAUAUUGUUAAAAUCCUAAGCGAGGGCACAGCGUCUGAGGAAUUCGUCUACCUGGGGGCACUUCAAUUUCCAAGGCCACCAUUGUAUAGAAAAUCAUUCACUUUGAAGUGAAAAAAGAAACAUACAUUUGAGCAAAUCGUCGCCAUUCAUAGCUAGACUUCAUUGAGUGAGGACCUCUGAAAAUGCCAGAAGAAAACAAUAGCAAAAAGUAAAAGCGUACGACAAACUACAAGAACUGUAAAAUACAAGAUAUUGUUAAAGAGCUAUCAUGCAUAUUCGGGAAAGUUUGUAGUAAAUUCUCUAAAAAAACGAGCAAAAAUUGUAUUCGAGAAAUUAAACACAGCGCGCGCUCGUUUAAAUUGAAAAAUAAAAUUCAAAAACAGCGUGUAGGGGGGGGGGGGAAGGGGGGGGGGGGUUGACACCCUGUCCAUGAGCACUUGGGCGUGAUUUUCUAAGCAGCAAAAAAAAAACGCGCGAAAUCCGCGGGAAAAAUCCGUCAAAUUGCUUCGAAGGAAAUGUCAAAUUAUCCUUAUUAAAUGUGUAAAACAAGUAAAUUGAAACCUAAAGGAAUUAAUAAAGUUGGGGUCAUAAGCUA
This is a messenger RNA of Nematostella vectensis (starlet sea anemone), 6542 nucleotides long. RefSeq lists its product as uncharacterized. The record is from RefSeq and is a predicted model, not a curated record. The transcript is spliced from 3 exons. The coding region runs from base 203 to 6058 and encodes 1951 amino acids. NCBI's taxonomy places the organism in Eukaryota, Metazoa, Cnidaria, Anthozoa, Actiniaria, Edwardsiidae. Gene Ontology annotation, molecular function: protein binding.